GGGGAAGACUCGUCUAUCUCCGGGGACCACUAAUUGUUCUUUGAGGAAUCAAGGACCAUGGUGCUAAUGGCACUCCAUCUCCUGCUGCUGGUCUUAUGGGUUUGCAUAGUUGAUGGUGACCAGACCAAACCAACACAACCACCUCUGAUACCUCAUAAGCCUUUCGUUGUAGUCUGGAAUGCUCCCACUGAGUCAUGUCGGCUUCGAUUCAAGGUGGACUUGGACCUCAGCAUUUUUGAUAUUGUAGCAAACCUCAAUGAAACUCUAAGUGGACCAAAUGUCACCAUCUUCUACCACAGCCAUCUGGGAUACUACCCAUACUACUCGAACUCUGGGAUCCCAAUAAAUGGUGGCCUGCCGCAGAACCAAAGCAUCUCCAAACAUCUUGGAAAAGCCCGGUCUGACAUUGACAAGUUGAUCCCCCACAAAGAUUUCCGAGGCUUAGGCGUCAUUGACUGGGAGAACUGGAGGCCUCAGUGGGUCAGAAACUGGGGCUCUAAAGACAUCUACCGCAAAAGGUCCAGGGAACAGAUCCGAAAACUUCACCCAAAUUGGCCAGAGAGCAAAGUUGAAAAGGAAGCGAAGGAAGGCUUUGAGAGAGCUGGACAAGCUUUCAUGAACCUGACCUUGGCACUGGCUCAAGGUCGCAGACCAGGUGGGCUGUGGGGGUUUUAUCUGUUUCCAGACUGCUACAACUAUGGCUACAAACAACAUCCACAACAUUACACUGGGGAGUGUCCAAAUGUUGAACAUGUUCGCAAUGACCAUCUGAUAUGGCUCUGGAAGGAGAGCUCAGCCCUCUAUCCAUCCAUCUACCUAGACUAUGAGCUAAAGUCCUCCUCUAACACAGUCAAGUUUGUCCAUUAUCGAGUCAAGGAAGCCAUGAGGAUUGCAUCCAUUGCACGUACGGACUUCACAUUGCCUGUGUUUGUCUACUCCAGACCAUUCUAUGCCUACACCUUUGUAGUUCUGUCAGAGAGUGACCUGAUUCAUACUAUUGGGGAAAGCGCUGCCUUGGGAGCAUCAGGUGUUGUCCUUUGGGGAUCCUCAGAGUAUGCUCGAUCACAGAGAAACUGCCUAACGGUGAAGAAGUACAUCAAUGGUCCUCUGGGACAUUAUGUCAUCAAUGUCACAUCAGCAGCUAAGCUGUGCAGCAAAGCAUUGUGCAAAAAGAACGGUAGAUGCAUCCGUAAGAGCCUGGACUCAGACACUUACCUACACCUGAACUCACGCUUCUUCCACAUCCACCACAACUCAGCUCCCAGCGGCCCUCGCUUUCACAUCAGUGGCCACCUAAACAACCACGACAUCCUGGACAUGAAGCAAAAGUUUACCUGCCAGUGCUACCAGGGCUGGACAGGUGUUUACUGUGAGGUACCUCAGACUAUGCCACCUCUUCCUCUUCCUCCCCCACUUCAACCCACUGUGCCGGUACUUCGCCCUCAGGGGAUCAAUCUGCUGGGAGACAUCCUGCUCCUCCUGUCACUCCAUUUCUUCUGUCUAUGUGUUAUUAUAUUCCUGGGACUUUGUUUGAUUAUCAAGUCUCUUAUAUUAUAG
Messenger RNA from Oreochromis aureus, 1557 nucleotides. It is a transcript of the gene hyal6, whose product is annotated as hyaluronoglucosaminidase 6. The transcript is spliced from 4 exons. Gene Ontology annotation, biological process: carbohydrate metabolic process; hyaluronan catabolic process. NCBI's taxonomy places the organism in Eukaryota, Metazoa, Chordata, Actinopteri, Cichliformes, Cichlidae. The coding region runs from base 58 to 1557 and encodes 499 amino acids. Gene Ontology annotation, molecular function: hyalurononglucosaminidase activity. The record is from RefSeq and is a predicted model, not a curated record.